ACAGUGAUGAAAGUACCCUUCGGUCACACUUUAGCAAGGUCCCUUUAACAACUUCAGAUUGGAAAGUUACUUAAAUGCUCUUUUCGGGAUGCAGUUUGGCCAGCUGGACACGCACAUCUGAGUGAUUCUGCGGUAUGCAGAGGUGGAAUGUAAUGCUUUGCAUGGAGAGGAGUCCGGAGUGCCCGCAUGUCCGUAUGAAUGAGGGAGCCAUGGCAGACCACACGCCCCCCCUGGAGCCUGGCCGACUGCCCGCGUCCGACUACCCUCUGCUCGGGCCCCCACCUCCAGCUGGGAUGGUCAAUGGCGACGGGCCGCAGCAGGUGAUUCUGGUGCAGGUGAAUGCGGGCGAGGCCUUCACCAUCCGCAGAGAUGAUGGUCAGUUCCAGUGUAUCACAGGGCCAGCUCAGCGGGAAUUUCACCCGGGAAGCCACUCCCCGCUGCACCCCCCCUCCCCGCUGCACCCCGCCUCCGCGGGCCCGGCCCCGCCCCACAGCCACCUCUCCACCUUCAUACCUCACCCUGCCAUGCUUCCCCAACCCCUUGCCAUUUACCCUGCCGUGGUGAGCGGAGCCGGAGACAUGGCGUCCCCGUUCAUCCCUCAGUACCAUCCGCUGCAGUUCUGCGAGCAAGAUUCCCAUUCCUCACAUGCUCGUGCAGGAUUUGUUCCCAGGGACGAAAGGACUAGCAAAACAUACGAGCGUUUGCAAAAAAAGAUCAAGGAGCGGCAAGGGGGUCCAAACAAGGACAAAAGCGGCAGCCCGCCGUCGUCCCCGCAGAAGAGCGCGGGCAGGACCUCCUGGCUGGACGGCCGGAACGGGACGGGAAAGGGACAGGAACCGGGAGCGGCCUCCGCGACGACCACUGCUGCAAAAGCAGAACUCGAUGAAAAAUCCAUGGCAUUCCAAGUACUGUUGUCUGCUAUCAGCAAACCAGUUGUGACGGACAUUCAGGCCCGAUCUGCCGUCCUCACGUGGAGCUCGCCUUUGGUGUCAGACAGCGGAGAUGGAAAUGGCGGGAGUGAGAAUGACCCCCAUGAUCCGCUCAGCUAUGAAGUUAUGGUCUCUAAUACUGGCAAGGACGAGAAGUACAAGACCGCCUACAGUGGUGAAGACUUGACUGUGACUUUAGAAGCCCUCAGACCAGCAACUGAUUAUCAUGCAAGGGUGGGGGCACUCUGUGACCAUUUACAGGGGUAUCCCUCCGAGACUGUGAGCUUCACCACCCUCAGCUGUGAGCCGGACACCCCCGCUGCCCCCAGGAAGUCCAGCGGCAACAAAAACACCAUCCUUCUUCAGUGGAAGGCUCCUUGUGAUAAUGGAUCUAAAAUACAGAAUUACGUUCUGCAGUGGGAUGAGGGCAAGGGAAAUGGCGAGUUUGAGCAAUGCUACUACGGACCCCAGAAGCAGCAUCGUGUGGCCAAGCUUUUACCGGCGUCCAAAUAUACGUUCCGUCUGGCUGCCAAGAAUGACCUGGGGACAAGCGCAUUCAGCGAGCCCAUCAGCCUGUUCACCUCCUGCAGCGUGCCUGCCUCCCCACCCCGGCCAGCGCUCCUCAAGGCAGGAGUUACCUGGCUAACCCUGCAGUGGCAGCGGCCAGCCUCUUCGCCCAAGGAUGACGACAUCCUGUACACCCUGGAGAUGGAGGAUGAUGGCUCAGGUUAUGGCUUCAAGCCGAAAUAUGACGGUGAAGAAGUUUCCUACACAAUUAAGAACCUUUGUCGCAGUACAAAGUACAAGUUCCGGGUAAUUGCCUACAACACAGAAGGAAAGAGUGUUCCCAGUCAGGUGGCCGAAUUUACUACGUGCCCCGACAGACCUGCUCGACCCGGCCAGCCUGCGCUGAAGGGAAGGCUGCACUCGCAUAGCUUCAGAUUGGCCUGGGAGGCCCCAAAAGAUGAUGGCGGUUCAGAAAUUACGAAAUACAGUGUGGAGAUUUCGGAAGGCACGGGCGAAGCGUCUUGGAAGACGGUGUACAGUGGAUCAGCCCUGGAACACGUGUGUGAGGGUCUGAAGCCUGGGUGCACCUACCAGAUCAGGGUGUGCUGCACCAGCAAAGGAGGCCAGAGCCCUGUAUCCGAGGCUCUGCAGGUCCAGACCCUGCCUGUCGCCCCUGGACCUUGUCUUCCUCCCAGGGUGGCUGGAAAGCCGAAAGCCCGUGAGCUGCAGCUCCGCUGGGGACCCCCCCAGGUUGACGGGGGCAGUGCAGUGUCGUGCUACAGCCUUCAGAUGGCAUGCGUGCAGGCAGAGGAGUACAGGGAAGUGUACCAGGGCUGCGACCCGGACUGUACCGUGAGCGGCUUGCUGCCUGGCACUGCGUACAGCUUCAGAGUGCGAGCUGCCAACAAGGCCGGGCACGGGCCCUUGUCCGAGCAGUGUGACGUGACGACGUCGCCCGGGGCUCCUGAGCAAUGUAAGGUGCUUCAGGUGGCCUGCAAGUCGCCCACGUGUGCUGUGAUCCGGUGGGAGGCGCCCCAGUGUAACGGCGCCCCCGUGGCAGAGUACCGGCUGGAGUGGGGGGCAGCUGAGGGUGGCAUGCAGACCUGCUACUCGGGCCCCGCGCUGAGCCACGAGGUCAGGGGCCUGCAGCCAGCCACCUACUACUUCUGCAGAGUACAGGCAGUGAACGCGGCGGGGGUGGGGCCUUUCUGCGAGGUGGCGACCUGCCAGACACCUUGCUCCGUGCCGGCAGCCGUGAGCAACAUUCACGCGCUGGAGGACUCCGAGCUGAGAGAGGAGCUGGAAGCGGCGGGAGGCGAUGAGGAGGACGGCGCCGAGCGGGACACGUCGUCCUCCUUCUGCCCUUCCUCCUGUCUUGGUCUGCGCUGGGAUACCCCAUGUGACCAUGGAGCAGAGAUCACCUCCUAUUGCAUUGACUUGGGAGACCGCCAACCCGUCAUCGUGGGACCAGUCACACGCUACAUCAUACAGAAUUUGCAGCCUGAGACCAGCUACAGGAUACGAAUUCAGGCCCUGAACAGUUUAGGCUCUGGACCCUUUAGCCACACAGUCCGGCUAAAAACCAAGGCCCUGCCCCCACUGCCCCCGCGACUGGAGUGUGCAGCCAUCAGCCACCAGACCCUGAAGCUGCGCUGGGGAGACGGCUCUGCCAAAGGCAGCUCCGACGCCAUACAGUACGAGCUUCAGAUGGAAGACAAGAAUGGAAGAUUCGUGUCUUUGUAUAAAGGGCCGUGCCACACACACAAGGUGCAGAGGCUGAAUGAGGCUACCUCUUACGCACUCCGCAUCCGCGCCUUAAACGAGGCAGGAGAAGGGCCCUUCUCAGAUGUUUACACGUUCACCACCCCCCUUUCCCCUCCCGGCCCUCUGAAAGCUCCUCGAAUCGACUGUCUGGAUGACCAUUCUUGUGACGUGAGCUGGGACCCUGUGCCGCCCAUGAAAGGAGAUUCUAUCAUUUAUACGCUGCAGUGCAUGAUGGGAAACUCAGCGUUCAAGCAGGUAUAUAAGGGUUCUGCCGCAUCGUUCCGGCUCUCGGGCCUGCAGCAGAACACUGAGUACCGUUUCCGCGUCUGCGCCAUCCGGCAGUGUCAAGCGCCGUCCGAGCUGAGCGGCCCCUACAGCUCCGCCGCCGUACUGUCCCUGCAGCGCAGUGAGACCGCGGCAGGCAGCAUCACGAGCGGGGCGGGGCCCCGGGCCCCCGACGCAGAGCGGCCGAGGGCCAGCCUUACCGACGAGCAGUGUGCCGCCCUCAUACUCCUGCUCUUCGCUGUCAUCUCUAUCCUUAUUGCCUUUGUCAUCCAGUACUUCGUCAUCAAAUAAUUUACAGUCAGAAUAAAUUAUUUUUUUAAGUUGUCAUUCUAGUUUUUGGUGGUUUUAUCUGCAUACAAGACUUCGGAAGCUGAGAUGGUUAACAGACCUGCAAAGAGCAGCGGAGGUCAAGCUUGGAGAGUCUCAGAGGGAACGAGAGCAUUAUAUUUUUAUACUGUCCUGUACCGUCUGGUUAAAAAAGGAUUGCACUAUGGGUUGUUUUUUGGAAGGAUCGGCGCAUUUUCAUUUUCAGUACAUUAGGUCUUUGGACCACAUCCCUGCCUUUUUAUGUGUACAUGUAUAUUAUGUUAUAGUCAUGUUUUUUCAGUUACCAUUUUCUUUUUAGAAUGCAGCAGAGUUUUAUUCCGGUGAUAAUUAAGCACAUACAUCAAAAUACAAGGUGAAGGUUAAGGGUGUGUGUGUGUGUAAGGGCAUGUCCUCCAGUAUGAUGAAGGUAGUGUAGUACUACAGAUCGAGUAGUAACUGUAGUGUUAACAAGAAUUUACGGUAUUAUACUGCUGGUAUUCUAAGUACUUUCCCAUAUUUGCAUAUCAGAGGGUGGAAAAUAGCUUCGGGGUGGGGUGAUGAUCAGUAUGUGGGCCCUGUAAGGAUGAACAGGUGUUUGGGGGGGAAGCGUGCUUAUUUUAACUGUACCCAUACGUUUCAGCUUGGCAAAGAGGAGGUUAUUUCUUGCGGAGAUCUUUCUCGAUUUGCAUCUUUAUGAAAUGAGGGUGAAUGCAUGCUCUUCCCAUGAUGCGUUUCAGAGAACCAAAGCCCUACUUGUGAAUUUUAUAACUUAGCAAAAAUGCAAAAUCCUGAAACCGUCGGGUGUAAUCCUUAUUUUUUAGUCCAAUUAAAUGGACACUGAUUGCCUCAGACCACUAAUAUUACUAUUAAAUUUAACACUAGUAAAUUCUGUCUUUAAUUCUUGGAACAGUAAUUUUUCUUUUAAAAAAAAAAACUAAAACAAUUAGCACUUUACUUUUUAAUGUUCUUUCAUGAAAAUGUUUCUUUUUACAAGGAGUUUGCUUUUGCUUUUUCAGACACUUAAAAUGGAAUGAAUCAAUUGUCAGGUCAUAUUCACGGUCAUUGUAUUUGGAUAUGCAUCUUACUGUUGCAGGUACUGCGUUGGAAAUCUUGCAACAAAUAAUGUUUAUCUGUUAGACACCUUGUAGUUGACUUUUCUUUGUCAUAGUAAAUCUCAAAUUCCUAUUUUUGAUAGUAAUGAAAUGUAAUUGCAACUUGUGCCAUUUUACAUCUGCUUUUAUGGCUGUCUUCAAUGCUGUGUAUUGGGGAGUAAAAUUAAAUUCAACAAAAAAAGUAAUUUUGAUGUUUGCAUUUACCUCACACACUACAUUCCAAAUGAAAUCAAAUUCUGGUAUAUAACCAAAACUUGAAACUGUACGCCAUAAUGUAUAAUCUCAAAUAUUGUAUAUAUUAAAAGUGUAAUUCAAUAGCUAUAUCUACAUAUAGAACCAUGAAUAAUAAAAGAUAAUCUUCUUAUUGGGUCA
Molecule: messenger RNA, 5275 nt
Organism: Paramormyrops kingsleyae
Lineage: Eukaryota; Metazoa; Chordata; Actinopteri; Osteoglossiformes; Mormyridae
Source: RefSeq, a predicted model, not a curated record